This is a messenger RNA of Budorcas taxicolor (takin), 3861 nucleotides long. It is a transcript of the gene GPAM, whose product is annotated as glycerol-3-phosphate acyltransferase, mitochondrial. The record is from RefSeq and is a predicted model, not a curated record. Gene Ontology annotation, biological process: phospholipid biosynthetic process. The transcript is spliced from 21 exons. Gene Ontology annotation, cellular component: mitochondrial membrane; plasma membrane. Bases 56 to 2602 code for a protein of 848 amino acids. Gene Ontology annotation, molecular function: glycerol-3-phosphate O-acyltransferase activity. NCBI's taxonomy places the organism in Eukaryota, Metazoa, Chordata, Mammalia, Artiodactyla, Bovidae.
UGGUCCAAGAACAAAGUGAUGGCCUUGGGGACUGGGGCACAGUAAGCAGGGGGCGAUGAUGGUAGAAGAUGAAGGAGCAGAGGUCAGCACAGCUCAUGAUUCAGGAGUUAUGCUGUGUGACAUGGAUGAAUCUGCAUUGACCCUUGGCACGAUAGAUGUAUCUUAUUUGCCAAAUUCUUCUGAAUACAGCAUUGGUCGGUGUAAGCAUGCCACCGAGGAAUGGGGUGAGUGUGGUUUCAGGCCUACUGUCUUCAGAUCUGCAACCUUGAAGUGGAAAGAAAGCCUAAUGAGCCGGAAGAGGCCCUUUGUGGGAAGGUGUUGUUAUUCCUGCACUCCUCAGAGCUGGGAUAAAUUUUUCAACCCCAGUAUCCCGUCUUUGGGUUUGCGGAAUGUUAUUUAUAUCAAUGAAACACACACAAGGCACCGAGGGUGGCUGGCAAGACGUCUUUCUUACAUGCUUUUCGUUCAAGAGCGAGAUGUCCAUAAAGGCAUGUUUGCCACCAAUGUAACUGAAAACGUGCUGAACAGCAGUCGAGUACAAGAGGCAAUUGCAGAAGUGGCUGGUGAGUUAAACCCUGAUGGUUCUGCUCAGCAGCAAUCAAAAGCUGUGAAUAAAGUGAAAAAGCAAGCCAGAAAGAUCCUUCAAGAAAUGGUUGCCACCGUUUCACCGGCAAUGAUCAGACUGACUGGAUGGGUGCUGCUGAAACUGUUCAACAGCUUCUUUUGGAAUAUUCAGAUUCACAAGGGUCAACUUGAAAUGGUUAAAGCUGCAACUGAGAUGAAUCUGCCGCUUAUAUUUCUGCCAGUUCAUAGAUCACACAUCGACUAUCUGCUGCUCACUUUCAUUCUCUUCUGCCAUAACAUCAAAGCGCCGUACAUCGCUUCAGGCAAUAACCUCAACAUCCCCAUCUUCAGUACUUUGAUCCAUAAGCUUGGAGGCUUUUUCAUACGACGGAGGCUAGAUGAGACGCCAGAUGGACGGAAAGAUAUUCUCUACAGAGCUUUACUCCAUGGGCAUAUAGUUGAACUACUUCGACAGCAGCAGUUCUUAGAGAUUUUUCUGGAAGGCACACGCUCAAGAAGUGGAAAAAUCUCCUGUGCUCGGGCAGGACUUUUGUCAGUUGUGGUAGAUACUCUGUCUACCAAUACCAUCCCAGACAUCUUGAUAAUACCUGUUGGGAUCUCCUACGAUCGUAUUAUUGAGGGUCAUUACAAUGGCGAACAACUGGGAAAACCCAAGAAGAAUGAGAGCCUCUGGAGCAUAGCAAGAGGUGUUAUCAGAAUGUUACGAAAAAACUACGGAUGUGUCAGAGUGGAUUUUGCACAACCAUUUUCCUUAAAGGAAUAUUUAGAAAGCCAAAGUCAGAAACCUGUUUCUGCUCCACUUUCUUUGGAGCAAGCAUUGUUGCCAGCUAUACUUCCCUCAAGACCCAGUGAUGCUGCUGAUGAAGGUACAGACACGUCCAUUAAUGAGUCUAGAAAUGCAACAGAUGAAUCCCGCCGAAGAAGACUGAUUGCACAUCUGGCUGAGCACAUUCUCUUCACUGCUAGCAAGUCCUGUGCUAUUAUGUCGACACACAUCGUGGCCUGUCUGCUCCUCUACAGACACAGGCAGGGAAUUGACCUCUCCACAUUGGUGGAAGACUUCUUUGUGAUGAAGGAGGAAGUCCUGGCUCGUGAUUUUGACUUGGGUUUCUCAGGAAAUUCAGAAGAUGUAGUCAUGCAUGCCAUACAGCUGCUGGGAAAUUGUAUCACAAUCACCCACACCAGCAAGAACGAUGAGUUUUUUAUUACUCCUAGCACAACUAUCCCAUCAGUCUUUGAACUCAACUUCUACAGCAAUGGGGUGCUCCAUGUCUUUAUCAUGGAGGCCAUCAUAGCCUGCAGCCUUUACGCAGUUCUGAAGAAGAGGGGCCCAGGAGGGCCCGCGUCUCCCAGCUUGGUCAGCCAGGAGCAGCUGGUACGCAAGGCCGCCAGCCUGUGCUAUCUGCUCUCCAAUGAAGGCACCAUCUCUCUCCCCUGCCAGACCUUUUACCAAACUUGCCAUGAAACAGUGGGCAGGUUUAUCCAGUAUGGCAUUCUUAUAGUGGCGGAGCAAGAUGAUCAGGAAGAUAUCAGUCCUGGUCUUGCCGAGCAGCAGUGGGACAAGAAGCUUCCGGAACCUUUGUCUUGGAGAAGUGAUGAAGAAGAUGAAGACAGCGAUUUUGGUGAGGAGCAACGAGAUUGCUACCUGAAGGUGAGCCAGUCCAAGGAGCACCAGCAGUUCAUCACCUUCCUACAGAGGCUCCUCGGGCCUCUGCUGGAGGCCUACAGCUCUGCCGCUAUCUUCAUUCACAACUUCGGCGGACCCGUUCCCGAGCCUGAAUUCCUGCAGAAGCUGCACAAAUACCUGAUCACGAGAACGGAGAGGAGGGUUGCCGUGUACGCUGAGAGUGCCACUUACUGUCUUGUGAAGAAUGCUGUGAAAAUGUUUAAGGAUAUCGGGGUUUUUAAAGAGACCAAACAAAAGAGAGUGUCUGUUUUAGAACUCAGCAGCACUUUUCUACCUCAAUGCAACCGGCAAAAACUCCUGGAAUAUAUUCUGCAUUUUGUGGUGCUGUAGGUAACUUUGGGCACCUCUGGCAAGUGACAGGCGUGGGACCAGUUCCUCGUAGGCUCUGCCUGUGGCACGAGAGUGGACGGUGCCGUCGUGUGGUCGGGCCUGACCCGUCCUGACACGACCUCCUGGAAGACAAGUGCCUUCUCUCCUCCGUGAUCUGUGAUCGCUGGACACUGUCGUGACACAGCCGCCUACAGAUCACACCAUGGGGGCCCCAGCCUCCAUUUGCAGUUCAUGAUCAGUAGAUUGCAAAAUGAAAUUUUGGAGUUUAUUAAAGAUUUACAUUUUAAAUAUAACAGUUAGGGGCUUAUUACUGUGAUGGACACACAAAUGUAGUUAAUUCUGAAACUGAAUCUUGUUUAGUACACUUAAUGCCGUCAGGUAAUUUGUUGGUAUAUGUUCUGAUUAAUGCUUCCUUGAAAAAUAACUGAGUCAUCCAUUCACUGUUUUUUGUUUUUUUCCUCUGAUGUUGUCUAUGUCCCUUGUAGCUAACUGUUAAAUGGGAACAUUUUUUUCCUCACAAGUGCUUUACAAAUGAAUGGGCUGUUCACACAUAGGUGCCGCUGUGCUGUCUGUUGUAGUCAAGUAUAGAAAGUGUUUUAAGAGCUAAAUGAAAACACAAUCUUAAUUUAGGUCAGGAAUAGAGAUAAUCUGACCAAUCAGCUCAUACCAGGAAAUAAAUUUGGCUGGUGAAAUUCAAGAUAAACUAGGCCGGAAAAUUGACUUUGAAAAUGGUUGCUCAUGUGAAAAAGUGCCAUUGAGUUUUAAAUGACGGGCGAGUAUUUACGAGCAACUCCUGUUUUAUGUCUGUGUCCCUUCCCUGCCACCCCUCCCCCGACCUCCUGCCUCAGGCAGCACCUGCCUCUCAGGUACGGUUGUGUCUUGGAGGUAGCAACUGUCCUAACCUAUUAGCUUGGCCUGAUCACCUGUGUUAGUGUGAAGCGCCCUGGCUGCAGCCUCAUGGCCCAGCUCUCUUACAUCCUGUAGACUGGUUGUACGCUUUUGAGUGGCUGGUACCCACUCAAGUUGGGCAGAGUGGGUUGUACAUCACAUAUGUGAUGGCCCUGCAGACUGGCAUUUGUAGAUUUUUUUUAGCUUUGAGAAAAAGAAAACCAUGGUUCUUUAAAAAUAUACAUGGGUUAUUUUCCUAAACCCUGAUGCCAUAUAGUGGCAAAUAAUUAUGAAAAAUUGUUGAUAACAGGUAGGUGCCUUUUUCGUGAGCAGGGAUCAUAAUUGUUCGCUAAUUGUGGUAAUGAUGGUGA